GGGUGUGUUCCUCAGAGUACUACGAUUGUGCAAUUAAAGCUAGAGCAAAGAUGCUGCAACUACAGGCUGCAGGAGCGACUUCUACGGACGAUCUCCACCCAGCGGAACACUGUCUGGACGGCAACCCGGAAACUUUCUGGCUGAGCACUGGACUGUUUCCACAAGAACUGGUCCUCUCUCUCCCCUCGCCCACCAGGAUUGUCGCAGUUCACCUGCGAUGCUGCAACGUCAAGCAGAUGUCACUCCAGCAUUCCACUGAAGAAAUGCCAGGAGGGUUUACUGAGCUAGCUAAAUCAGGUAAUCUCGAGCAAAGAUCGUUUGUAGGAGUAUGGAAAUGUAUCAUUUCUUGCAGAUUUUCAGUCACAGGUUGGUCAUGUCCAGUCGGAGCAAUUUAAGUUGCAGAGUCCAGUUCUCACAAGACACUUGAAACUUGUCAUAACAAAGGCCUAUGCUCAUUUCGUCUCUUUUCAUUCCAUCAAUAUCACUCCAACUUAACAUUGUUGAUGGUUGAAUGACUGC
Molecule: messenger RNA, 519 nt
Organism: Geodia barretti
Lineage: Eukaryota; Metazoa; Porifera; Demospongiae; Tetractinellida; Geodiidae
Source: the annotation of a GenBank genome assembly